Molecule: messenger RNA, 486 nt
Organism: Brassica oleracea var. oleracea
Lineage: Eukaryota; Viridiplantae; Streptophyta; Magnoliopsida; Brassicales; Brassicaceae
Exons: 2
Coding region: 1-486 (161 amino acids)
Molecular function (GO): nucleic acid binding; RNA-DNA hybrid ribonuclease activity
Source: RefSeq, a predicted model, not a curated record
AUGGACUAUCUAUUCUGGAGGAAAAAGAAUAUCAUAGCAUUAGACCAAGACAGGGAUCCUUAUCCCUGGAUAAUAUGGUAUAUAUGGAAGGCUCGCAAUGAUAAGCUCUUCAGGGGAAUAGACAGAUAUCCUUUGGAGCUAGUCCGAUAUGCAGAAAGCGAAUGCCAAGCCUGGUUUAGUGCAAACGAGUUGAUACCACCGGUAGUGCAAGACAACAACAAUGAGGAAAACCAUGUCUUAAGCUUGGGCAAUAUUUGCCUCGUGGAUGGAUCAUGGACAGCUUCUGAUAGCUUCAGUGGAUGUGGAUGGGCUUGGAUGGAUAGCGGGGAGAACAUACAACUUAUGGGUACACGGAACUUCACUCGAUGUGAAUCAGCAUUGCAUUCUGAGAUAGAAGCACUGCGCUGGGCGAUGGAGAACAUGCUUCAAAACUCGCCAUGUCAGAGCUUUGGAACAGACUAUUUGCGACAGAAUUGGAGAAGAUAG